AUGGGCGUCUUAGAAGCCUCCAGGCUGUCUUUGCCUGUUGCCCUCGGGAUCGCAGGCGUGCUUUGGGUUGCAUAUUUCGUGGCAAACACAUAUUUGAGUUAUCGGAAGUUGCGACAUAUCAGCGGCCCUUGGCUAGCAUCAAUCUCCCCGUUAUGGAUGUUCUAUCACACUUGUCGCGGAGAGCUUUACUUGGCUGUCGAGAGUGCUCUCCAGGAGUACGGCUCGCCGGUGAGGGUGGCUCCAGACUACAUUGUCACUGACGACCCCGUCAUCCAAAGACAUAUGGCCGCUCCAAGAUCACCCUUUGUGAAGGGGCGAUGGUUCAAAGGCAUGAAAUUUGACCCUCGUCUGGAUAAUUUGUUGUCCAUGAGUGACGAGAAGGCACACAGUGAACUUAGGGCAAAGCUGAUGCCGGGAUACACUGGCAAAGAAGUGCCCAUGCUUGAGCAGGAUGUGGAUGCCCGAGUGGUGGAGCUCCUCGACCUUAUCCGUCGAGACUAUGUGGACAAGAAUGAGGCAAUGGACUUUGCCCAGCUGGCUGGAUAUUUCACUUUAGACAUUCUAACUCAAAUUGCUUUUGGACAGGCUCUGGGCUUCUUGGUCAAGAAUCAAGAUCUGUACGACUACCACAAAUCAUCGGCAGCCUUCUAUCCCGUCAUGGAGUUGAGUUCCAACCAUCCCACGAUCCUUGCAAUUCUCAAUAGCAGAAUCAUGCAGGGUGCAGCACCAAAACCCACCGAUAAAAUUGGAUUCGGAGCCAUCGUAGGCGUGGCCCACAAGGCAGUCGCCGCACGCUUUGGCUCUGAUGCUAAGAAAGUCCCAGACAUGUUGGGUUCAUUUAUCGAUCAUGGGCUCACCCAGCAAGAGUGCGAGGUUGAGUCCCUACUCCAAAUCUUGGCCGGCGCAGAUUCAACAGCGACUGCUCUUCGAACAACCUUCCUGUUCGUAUUAACCAGUCCUCCUGCAUAUGCCAAACUACGCGCUGAAAUGGCAGCGGCAGUUGACCAAGGCAAUGUCUCAUUCCCAGUGAUUAAGGAUGUUGAGGCCAAGAAUCUCCCUUAUCUGCAGGCAUGUAUCCAAGAAGGCCUCCGUAUGUUUAUGCCGCUGCAGGGCCUUGCAGGUCGGCUUUCACCCUCUCCCGACGGCGCAACAGUCAACGGAGUCUACAUUCCUCCUGGAACAGAAGUCGGAAUUUCAACAUAUGCUAUGGGACACCGUCGUGACAUUUACGGGCCAGAUGCAGACACGUUUCGACCGGAAAGGUGGAUUGAGAAUGACGCAGAAACCCUCAAGAAAUAUGAGAGGGUGAACGAGCUCGUCUUCGGGUCAGGCAGAUCCAGCUGCUUAGGGAAAGGAAUUGCACUCAUGGAAUUGGGAAAGGCCAUCUUUGAGGUGAGUUGA
Messenger RNA from Exophiala aquamarina CBS 119918, 1401 nucleotides. RefSeq lists its product as uncharacterized. The transcript is spliced from 3 exons. The record is from RefSeq and is a predicted model, not a curated record. Gene Ontology annotation, molecular function: iron ion binding; oxidoreductase activity, acting on paired donors, with incorporation or reduction of molecular oxygen; heme binding. The coding region runs from base 1 to 1401 and encodes 466 amino acids. Lineage: Eukaryota; Fungi; Ascomycota; Eurotiomycetes; Chaetothyriales; Herpotrichiellaceae.